Dracunculus medinensis (Guinea worm) is the source of this 834-nucleotide messenger RNA. The record is from the annotation of a GenBank genome assembly. NCBI's taxonomy places the organism in Eukaryota, Metazoa, Nematoda, Chromadorea, Rhabditida, Dracunculidae.
AUGGAAGAAUUCGAUAAUGAAUACGAAAUUAUAUUAUUGAGAUCACAGAACGAAAAACUUCGAAAAUUGUUGAUCGAUGAACGCUUUAAAGUUUAUCAAGAAAGAAAAAGAAGAAUUUUGCUUGAGGCUCGUCUUCUUUUAAUUUUUAAAACGCUUAAAGAUGUCUACAAUGUUGAUGUUAGAGAUUUAAUAACUUCUGAAGGCAGCGUUUCAACGAAUGGGAAUUCUCCAUCGGAUUUCUCACAAACGAUAAAUCGGUUUUCUAAUGCUUUUCAGACGGAAAACUCAUAUGGCUCUAAAUCAGCUUCUGCGAUGACAGUUGACCUUUCUUACAGCAGUCAGCUGUUACCUCCUGAUAAUGAUAAAAGAAUAUUAAAUACUACUCAAUCCUUGCAAGUGGAUAAUGAAGUAAAUCAGUCGAAGAGUAGUAAUACUCCUUGGCUUUGGUUUGUUGAUGAGAACGGCAUUUCAACGGCGCAAAUGCCAUUAUCGCUUUCAAAUGCUUUAAAGAUGCGUAAAGCUGCAUUUAUUGCUAGAAGUGCUGCGCGACAAAAACGUAUUAAUGCAGCUCGCGCUUUUCGCAAACAUUUGGCUCAUGAAAAACAUAAAAUUGCUCUAGAAGUUCUUGCGGGUCGUACGGAUGUUAGGAAUGUCGCAGAUAUUCUUGGCCACUCAUGCUGUUUCCUUCCUCGAUCUUCUUUUUAUCAGAGUGCUCUCGAAACAAAGCAACGUAUACAAGGAACUAAAGAAUCUGAGGAUCAAAGGCGUGCUGCCGUAAAAGAAAAAGAUUUUCACGUCAAUAGACUCUUAGCAUAUUGUUAUAGUCAGGUUUGA